This is a messenger RNA of Trypanosoma theileri, 4911 nucleotides long. RefSeq lists its product as uncharacterized. The record is from RefSeq and is a predicted model, not a curated record. Gene Ontology annotation, molecular function: protein binding. Bases 1 to 4911 code for a protein of 1636 amino acids. The transcript has a single exon. NCBI's taxonomy places the organism in Eukaryota, Euglenozoa, Kinetoplastea, Trypanosomatida, Trypanosomatidae.
AUGGAGCAGCGGGUGGGUGAAGUAACACUCGGUGUGAGACUCGCCACGCGGUAUGUGCCCAAUCAAAUUCUCGCCUCCACACUUUCAUGGGGUUCACUCCUCGGCGUAACGGAGGUCGCGCGACUGGAGCGGGCCUUCGCCAAACACACCGUCACCCACGAUGGAGAUCCCGCCCUCACACGGGAGUGGUUUGUGUAUGUGCUUAUGGGUAUUCUCGCAGAGAAACUGCAUCGACAACGCAAUAGUGCUCUCUCACUGGGGAGUGAUAGUAGUAAUGGGGGUAGCAGAAGAACCAGCGACAAUAAUAAUGAAAAUAAUAAUAAUAAUGAUAAUAAUCAAAAUGAUGAUGAUGAUGAUGAUGAUGAUGAUAAUGAUGCUAGUAGUAAUAAUAGUCUUGGUGAUGAUCAUGAUGAUGACAAGAAAAAGGAGAAGACGACGACGACAACAACAACAAAGAAGAAUACCAAUAGCAAAGAAAAUAAUAAUAAUAAUAAUAAUAAUAAUAAUAAUAAUAAUAAUAAUAAUAAUAAUAAUAAUAAUAAUAAUAAUAAUAAUAAUAAUAAUAAUAAUAAUAAUAAUAAUAAUAAUAAUAAUAAUAAUAAUAAAGAUCACACCACUACUAAUGGUACUGAUACUGCCGCAGCAGCGACUAAAACGAACACCAACAAUUCUGCCGGUACUCUACAUACAACUUCCAAUACCUUUCUUACCACACAGGGAUCAUAUGAUGAUAUCACAUUACAGGAUGAAGUACUAUUACAAAAAUAUAAAGAGGAAAUCUUAAAAUGGAUCAGUUCUUUUUCAGUGCAACUCUCUGUUCAUGACCCUCUUUGGGAUGUUUGUGAAACAAGUAAUGAGGAACUCGCAAGAAUAGAAGCAUCAGCUUCUAAUUCUUUUAUGGCUACUAUGAGUGCUCAUACAAGUCCUACACAUAGAAGAAGUAAUAAAACAAAUAAUACCAAUUACAAGAUGAAUAAAUAUGAAAAUGCAGAAGGUAAUGAAACCAAAAGACGAGAAAAAGUAAGUACUGUAACUUCUUCCGUUCCCCCUACAUUUAAACAUCCAGUAUCUGUCGUUUCAUCUACAGGAUUAACUCGUAAAAAAACAAUUCAACAUGAAAUAGUACGUUGGAGUGAUCUUACAACAAAUUUUGUACGUGACUAUGAACAUUUUCAUCGUUUUGAUGAAAAGGAAUUAUCCUUUACACGCGUACGAACAGAAAUGUUUUCAGGAAUGACCUCUCCUAAACGUCCCUUCUCUAAUAAAGAACGAGGAGGAGGAGUUGCUGGUGGAGUAGGAGGAGGAGGAGGAGGAGGAAGAAGAAUAGAAGAAGAAAACUGGUCUAGAGUUUCUCGACAGAUGAAAGAUGCAGAAGCCGAUGCUCUUAUGGGAAAUGAAAUGCAUCUUCAAUCCGCAGAUCACAUACUCAUCUCAUCUCAAACAGGUUGUAUUAUUACUACUAGUAAAGAUGGUAUAGUGAAAUUAUGGGAUAGUAGUACAGGUGUUUUUAUUCGAAAUCUCUAUAAUGCAGGUACUGCAUGGGUUAUUGGGAUGUUUCUUUUACAUGAUGAUGAUUAUAUCCUUAUAGCUACUACGGAUAGUCAAUUAACAGUAUUAGAUUUCCCAGAAGGUAAUGUUGUUCAAAAGUAUGUGGGAUGUCGAUCUAUGUUAGCAGCUUCCCCUACAGUUCCACAGUUAUCCGCUCUGCAUGUACAAAGAUAUGGAAUUAAACCAGGAGGAUGUGGAGCCUAUCGUGUCGUUUUACAAAAGGAUGAACCACCAGAACAAUAUCAUAGACGUCGACGUGAGGCUCAAAAUAAUGUAUUACCAAAGAAUAUUCCCGCAAAGCCAGUGGUUGGAUUUUUAACACCUACCACCUGUUGGUUUGAGAGUUUCUCUGGUAUAUUUUUCUUUGGUACUUCUGAUGGUAGUGUUGGGGCAUUUGAUAUCGCGGCGGAUGUACGUCCAAGUACACUAUUAGCCGGACCUAAUAACAAACCGGUUCGAUUAUUAUUUUUAAUGGAAGCUCAUGUAGGAGCUGUGGUGGGAAUGUUUUACACAUCUUAUGCCACUUCUCUCUUUACAGCAGGUGCGGAUGGAUUUAUUUACCGUAUUCCACUUGGUCCAACAUCAGAACCCACAGGAGAACUUCGUCCAGUGGGUCAUAAAUCUAAACCGAUUCGUCUUAUGCAAUGGGCAUCCCCUUCAAAAUGUUUUGUUACAAUUCAUGUGGAUAGACGUGUGGUGAUUUGGGUUAUUGGACGAUAUGGAGAUCCACUGCAUUCUUUUCCUCCUGAAACACAAGAAGUGGUUAGUGCGGCAUUACAUCCAAAACGACAACGAUUGGCUAUUAUGCUUUCGGAUAAAACUAUUAAAGUAUAUGAUACUCAUGGGAAUAAGUCUCUUACCACUAUUACACAACCAACGCAAGAGUUAAACUUAACAGCAACAGAUGCAUCAAAACAGAUGAUGGAACAGUCGGCUCGUGAUUUAGAUGGUGUAGUGGCAUGGCAUCCACAUCAUUCUUCUCUUAUUUGUUGUUUACGGGCAGUCGUUAUUUAUGAACCGACAAGAAAUCAUCAAGAAGAAAAUUAUGAUGGUACUUCUAUUCCUUCCAUUGCAUCAGAGAGUAGUUCAUCCACUUCUACAGAGAUAUCUGAGGAACAGAAAAGUAAUAAUGCUAUUCGCAUGAGACGUCCAUCCAUUUCUCCUGGAAGUAUGAGACGUAUGGAUACACAUUCUGGUGGAGUUGUUGCUAUUGCGGUACAUAAACAAUUAUCUGAACUUUAUUCCUUUGAUGAAAAGAGUUGGAGAGUAUGGGAUGUAAAUACAGGGGCAUUAAAACGACAUGUAGAUGUUCAACAUGCAGUACGAUUAGAACACUUACCUAUCAAACAAGCAACAAUAGCAUCUUGUGCAUGGACAACAGCAUUACAAACACGUCUAAUGACUGGUGGUCAAGAUAGUUCUCUGCUUACAUGGGAUCCAGCAACAGGGGCUCCAUUAGCGGUAGAAACACUUGUUCAAGAUAUUACAGAACAAUUAGACUCGGAUGUAUCUCUUAUUUCACACCGUAAUAAAUUAAUAGCCUGGAGUGGACGAACUUGUCGAGUGACAACAUUUAGUACAGGUAAUUUACUUCCAAAUGGUGUGGAAGAAAGUAAAAAUGUUAUCAUUCGUAUACCUUCAUUAACAUCUAUAACAGCUUGUUGUGUUGUGCGAGAUGCAUAUCUUUGCUUUGGUGCUGGGGAUGCACGUAUUUAUUUUUAUAGUAUUAGAGGUGGAUCACCCACACAUGAAUGUGCUCUUAGAGAAAAAAAUGAAGAUGAAAAAGGAGCAGUCGUACAACUUGUAUUUUUAAAUGAACAAAAUCAAAACCUUCUUAUUGUUUUUUUAGAUACUGGUAUUCUCUUUGUUUAUUCGUAUAUUAAUCAAUCGGUGAUCUAUCGUAUACGUUUAGUUCGUCGUUUUGAAUGUCGUAUUCGAAAAGUAUUAUAUAUUCCUGAAGAUGGUCUUACAGUCUAUGGAGAUUCCAUUGGUCGAGUUCGAGCUCUUGAUGUUCGUGGUUGUACAUCUGUUCAAGUAGACUUUCGUCAAACAUUUGUUACUCGAUUUACCCUUCAAGGUGCUACAGAUGAAAUUACAUCAUUAGAUUACUUUACAGCUAUUGGAAGACGUCAUUUACUUGUUGGUUCACUAGAUCGUUGUGUACGUCUCUUUCAAUUGGAAGAUGGAUAUAAUUGGGGAGCCUCUAUGUCUACACAUUCCGCCUCACCAGGUUCUAUGCGAUUUUCACCUAUUAUCAAUGUAACGUUUGUAGGAGUUUUUGGUCGUGAUGUAUGGGAUCUUGAAGAUGUAGAGACAUUUAGUGAAAGACCUACAGUUAUACCUCGUAAGUUGGUAACCAAUACCGCAGAAGAAGAGGCAUUACUUGAAAAUAUUGUAAAUGCCGAUGUACGACCUGAUAGUGUUAAGAGUGCUAUGGAUUCCUUAACAGAAGAAGAUGGAAGUUUUGCACGGGCACGAUCUCGUAAAGGGGCGAGAGGUCAAUCCGCAUCUCCGGCUCUACACAUGCAAGCAACACCACCACCACCACCACCCGCACCCGCACCAUCUGGACGAAAUUUCUUCUUAACCGAUCUCCAACACAUGCAUGAUGAUACAGGUAGACCACACUCCUUAUCUUUUAUUUCCUCCACUGAUAGUGUUAAACAACACUUCCAACAACAGGGAUCACCAUUACCACCAUCUCCAUCAGAGGCGGGUGGUGUACUUCUCUCACGCGGUGGGGAUCGUCAACUCACCUCCGGUGGUCUUGGACGACGUUUACAAGGACGUACAAAGUUGUGUUCCCUGCAAACCACUUCCUACCCAUUACCAAAUGCCAGUGAAAACGCCAUGGGAUUAUCACAGGCAGAUCCUCUCAUUAUAAAUUCUCCCGCAGAGAGUGCCACUCCACUUCCAAACGCCACAAUGGAUACAUCCGGUGUACAGAAGAUACGAACAAUGCUGCAGAUCAUGACUCAACGAUUGGAAGCUGUGCAGCCAAAGGGCCACGCCAAAGGGGAAUUCCUGCGAUUAAUGGAACCAUUGAAAGAAGGAGAUACACUUUUAAGACGCAGUAAGAAUCAUCGUCAUCGCUCUGGAGGGGAGGAAUUGCAAAUGGCAUUGGAGACACGUCGUCAACUCGCUGAGAGAAUGGAAGAAUAUAAAAGAAUGAAGGAAAUGCGGCGACGGGCAAAGAAAGAUUUUCCACCACUCGUCUCGGCAAGAUAUCAUCUUACACCUGUUGUGAUUCCCCAACCAACUGCCCUUCGACCAGAUCCAAUGACGGCACUUGGUCGAGUGUUUGAGACCCCACAUGUGGCAUUUCCAAGCGAACCCUCCGUAAAGGCAGGUGGGAUUAUGUAA